GCGACCGAGACUGCGCAGUACCAAAGAAGACGAAGACGGACGAUGACGUGACACUGAAGGACACCGCGUGCUGUUUUUCCCUCCUCAGUUAGAACACAUCCAUGAUGUCGGUGAGGAGGCUUGUACGACGGAAAAACACACGGUAACGUUCGGAUUACACGUUCACCGUCGUAACACUCGGUGUGUUCGCGCAGCAGAAGAAUGCUGUCUUGAACCAUUGUACAGAUGUAGAAAAAGUGGGAUCCUCCAGUCCUUUAGAUGCCUGGGACCUGUUCAUGUCUUCUAAGAAAAAGCGGAAAGGCAUGGUGUUCCAUCACGAAGGGGCAACCACCCCUGCAGCAACACCUGCAGCCGAACAUCCACCUGCAUGCUUUGUUGUUCCUAAACCAGGGAAGGCAAGUGAAGGCGGGAUGGAACAAAGCACCUGUGUAACCAAUGAAGAAGUAGACAUGGUGGGUAAACCCAAUAUGUGCCCAUCAAAGGAAGCCAUCAGGACUUCUGGUGGACUUCCUGCUUUGAAACAUCCAACAAGUUCAAACCCUCAUUCAGACAACCUAUCACCUGAUAGCAGCUGCAAAGGCAUCAGAGUGACACUGGACAACAACAGCAUGUGGAACGAGUUCUUCAGAUGCAAAACGGAGAUGAUUCUGACUAAACAAGGCAGCAGGAUGUUCCCCUACUGCCGCUUUCGCAUCUCUGGCUUGCAGCCAUCUAGGAAGUACUCUUUGAUUAUGGACAUUCAACCUUUAGACAACAGUCAUUACAAGUGGACCGGCAAGAACUGGCAAGUCGCUGGGAAAGCAGAGUGUCAUGUUAAGAGACAACCAUUCGCUCAUCCAGAGUCCCCAUCAACUGGUCAACACUGGAUGCAGAAUCCAGUGUCCUUUUAUAAGCUGAAGCUCACAAACAACAUCUCAGACCAAGAGGGGAACACCAUCCUGCAUCCAAUGCACCGCUACCUGCCACGACUGCAUGUAGUCCAAACUGACAAAGCUGCUAAAGACAUAAAGCUAAAUGGUCCUAGUGUCGUCACAUUCACUUUCCCCCAGACUGAGUUUAUCGCAGUAACUGCUUACCAGAACUCACAGUUUGCUCAGCUCAAGGUCGACUACAACCCAUUUGCUAAAGGACUGAAGGAGGAUGUUUCCACUUCAUGGGGCAUGAAGUUGAAACUUAACUCUGGUAAAGACUCACACAAAGAUGGAGGCACAAUGACCAACGAGCAACAUCCUGUGAAGAAGAGCUUGAAGUCUUUGCUCGCAAAUCAUAAACCUAGAAGCUCAAAAGCAGCAGACUCAAAACCUUCAGUGUCAAGUGACCUCCAGAAAAAUUCCACUACAAACAAAGAUCAGUCGCCUGCCAAGGUUCCAGAUGAAAGUUUGUGCAGCAGUUCACGUCCAGCUCAGAAGUUAUUUUCUGAACUUAUUCGGGAGGCUCACGUUUCACUACACCGCUGUAACCUGGAGGAGCUGGGCAUCGAUAACAGCACCACUCAUAGAACUGAGCUAACAAACACUAAAACCACAGCUUUGAAAAACAGCAGAGACGUUUGCAAGAAAGACAAUGUAUCUGGAAAAACACAUAAUGGAGACGGAUUAUCACCCACGCCUUCAAUUGCAGACCUCGUGCACUUUUUCUCCACCGAUGAUGACCUCGCGAUGGGGGUGGAGUUUUCAAACACUGAGGCAGUGGCUGUUACCUGCUCACCUCCUACUACAGUAGAGGCAAAUGCACAGGAGCCUUCUCAGCAAGUGCAGCCAGUCCCAGCUAACAAACCCUGCAAGCGCAAGAAGAAGUCCCGGCGGCGAAAGCUUGCCCAGAUGAAUAAGGAUCUGAAAGUUGAUGAGUCCACCUAUACAAGCAUGCAGCCUAACCUGGAGGAAGUGGAGGAGCAGUUAUUUAUCUCAUUCACGUCAAAGGAGGCCCUCAAACUUCACAUUGCAGACUCCUCUGAAGAAACGAACACACAACCUCAGACGACACCUGAAGGUCAUGUGACGCAACCUCAGACGACGACAACACCUGAAGGUCAUGUGACACGACCUCAGACGCCAUCUGAAGGUCACCUGACACAAACCCAGACACCACCUGAAGGGCAUCUGAUGACUCAGACACCACCUGAAGGUCACCUGAUACAACCUCAGACGACACCUGAGAACGAGAGUCAGGAGCAGAGGAUCUCAGUCUGUGAAAAGACUCUCCUCAGAGACCUGAAGCUGAUGAAACACAAACAGGUCAUUCACCCUGUGCUGCAGGAAGUGGGUCUGAAGAUGAACCUGCUGGAUUCCACUCUGGCCAUUGACCUGCAGUACCUGGGAGUCCGUCUGCCCAUCCCCCCUCCCGGAGUCUCUCUGGAGCCGCUGACCCAGGAGCUGCCGCCGUCUCAGGGUGCUUCUGCAGCGUUUGUGUCCAGAACUGGAAAAACCACAGAUGUGACUCAGAUUAAAGGCUGGAGAGAGAAAUUCAGUCCAUCAGAGGCUCCGCCCACUCCCUCCUCAGCCAGACCUGAAGCUGGUCCCAGUUCAGAUCUGCCGAAGAAGAACCUGUCGGCUUUCUGCAGCGACAUGUUGGACGAGUACCUGGAGAACGAGGGGAAGCUGAUCGACGAGCGAGCCGCCAGCUUCUCUCAGCCUCUGGUGGAGCCGGUGGUCUACGAGCUCCCCACCAGGAGCACCAGCUACGUCCGGACCCUGGACAGCGUCCUGAAGAAACAUGGCGUCAGCUCCCCCACCUCAGACCUCAUAUCUGGAUUCGUCCCCCCCUCCAAGAGACCCAAACUGUCCCUCAAAGAGAUGAAGGCCUCCAGGAAGGGAGAGAGGAAACAGAGAGGUCCUAAACAGACCAGACUCAGACCAGAACCUGCAGCUGGUCCAGUUUCAACACCUGAGCCCGGUCCAGCUGAACCAAACCUAGUCCCUAAACUGCCUGCAGUCCCGACCCCAGCUGUGUCCCCCCCAUCAAAGCUCAUCACUGAACCUCAUAAGUCCAGGAGAAACCAGCUCAAGGUUCAAUUGGAUCACACAGAACCCUUAACUCUCUCCCCUCAGACCCCCACCUUCAAGAGGAGGAGGAAACUCAAACCCAAGACCUCAUCCCAGACUCUCAGCCCCCCCAGGUCCACGCAGCCCCCGCAGGACAUCUCGGAGGACCUGGCUCCUCUGGAGUCGGACUCUGAGCUGGGGACCGGAGCUGAUCCGGGUGAUGAAGCCCACAAGGACAGCGGACCUGUGAUGACCCGAGCUCUGCUGAGACAGAAAGACCUGGAGGACGGGGUGGUGUGGGAGGGCCGACCCAGGACCAGCAUCACCGAGGAGAGGGCCGCCAUCGCUCUGACAUCACUCUUCACACUGAUGGGUUUUGUCAGCGAGAACCCCACUGCUCCCCUCCAGCUGAUCCGGAGACGAGCCCCCCCCUGUCUGAACGAGUUCUGCAGGCUGGGCUGCGUCUGCUCCAGUCUGUCCCACGUCUCCAGGAUCAGUCACUGCGGCCGCCCCCCCUGCAUGUUCGGCUGCAGCUGCCUCAAACAGAAGGUGGUCCUCCUCAAGAACCUGGACGGGUCCGACUCCAGCCCCUCCCAGCACGGAACCACCAGGAAGAGGAGGAGGAGGAGGAGGAUGAAGAUGGCCUACGUUCUGAAGGAGGCGGACAGCGUUUCCCAGCCUGCCGAGCGGGUCCGGAUUCUGUGGAAGAGGGACGGCAGAGACUCAGAUCCAGAUCCGAUCCACGUCCCUGAAGCAGCCACCCCGCCCCCCGCCACUGAGGCGACUAAAGAUGUGAAGUCUAAAUCUGUCCGGCUGAAAUCUCUGAGACAGAAAGACCCAACACUGAAGACAAAGACCAGACCCUCCAGUCCCCCUCCAGGUGAACCAGCUCAACCGACUCCCUCCAGUCCUCCCAUUCCUCCCAGUGCUACCAGUCCUCCCGCGGAGCCGACCCCCAAGCCAUCGAAGCGUCUCAUCAUCCUGGCGGAGUGUAAGUGGGUGAGCGACGCAGACAGAAACUACGUGCUGAAGAAGCUGUGCGAGGCGAUGGCUCAGGACCGGCUGGACGGUCCCUUCUGGAUCAGAAAGUACCUCAUCAGUCCCAUCAGCCAGACGGUGGAGCAGAGCGGCGCCGACCACUGCAUCCAGUACAAAAUCCACAUCUCCAGACCCAGAGUGGAGCGGGAGAGUCCAGCUGCACCGCCGAGAGCAGGACCAGGAACCCAGAGCAAGAAGAAACCACAACAACCACAGAACCUGAAACAGGUGACAUGUGAGGCGGAGCCUCUGCAGGAACAUCAGCAGGAGGUGAUGGAGGAGGCGGAGCCUCUGGAGGACUGGCAGCGGCAGGUGGAGGAAGGGAUGAAGAAGAAGAAGAUGGUCAGCAUGGCGCUGCCCUUCCUAACAGGGAUCUCCCCCGCCGGAUUUCUCUCAGCCAAUAGGAAACAGCCGGGAGGGACUGACCACCUGGUCCAGGUCAACGGGAAGCUCUAUCCUCUGGCUAAGAUCCAGCUGGGGAAGAUGGGGGCGCUCCAUCCGGCAAACCGUCUGGCGGCUUAUCUGACCGGCCGGGUGGGGUCCAACAGGAAGCCACAAGGUCCUUCUUCAUCCUCCUCAUCCUCUUCUCAACCUCCCCACACCCAGAGUUCAGGACCGACCCCUCAGACCGCCCUCUCGACCUCUAACCUCACUGCCAGCGCCACCGCUAAACCCCCCCGACCAGUCACCCUAGUCACCCUGCCGACCCCCGCCACAGACUCUCAGGUGAGCAGGUCUGUGGUUCAACCUGUGAACCCGCCUCUGGGCUUGGCGGCUCCUGAAGGCUCUCGGCUGCUGAUCCAGGUCCCGGCCCCCCCCCCCUCCUCCGGUCAGAGGAUGGUUCUGCAGCUGGUCCAGACGGCGUCAGGUGUCCAGUAUUACCGCAGACCAGACGGUAAACUGAUUCAGCUGAUUCCCAUCAGCCAGAUGAGACCAAUCAACCCAAAACCACCUGUGACAGGUCCAUCAGGAACCAUAAGCUCCCCCUCCCCCCUGUCCGGCCUCAAGUCCUUCUCUGUGCCCCCCCUCCCCGCCCCCCUCUGCCCCGGCUCUGGCUUCCUGUCUCAGAAGGGGACGUGCACCUUUAAAAUCAUCCCCUCCGGCUCCAACAAGGAGCCGAUCAUCGUCACCUGCCCUAAACUUCCCUCCCAGCCCCCCUCCAAAGUUGUGAAGGCAGCUGGCUCCUUCACCCUCCUCCAGCCUGGACUCCACCCCCCCGCCACCCCAGUGGACCUCAUCUCCCUCAAACCCUCCGCAGGUCAGGGGGCGGAGCUCGGGGUCAAAACGGUGGCAGUGUCUGCGGCUCCUGUGGGUCCUGGUGGGAUGUUGGUCCCUCAGAAACCUGCUUCACCUCAGACUGCCCCCCCUUCCCAGAGCCCCACAGAGACCCACAGAACCCCGCCCCCCCCGCCUCCUUCUCCAGGGUCAGAGGUCAAACCUGUACCCCCAUCGCACCCCCCUGCUGAGCCUGAGCCGGCCUGCGACCUGGUGGACCUGGACAUCAUAUGUGUGGACGACUAUGAUGACGCGGGCCUCGUUACCACGGAAACGAGGUCGACAGAGGUGGUGGACCUGGUCGGGACGUCGAGCGGAGAGACAGAAAACUCGUCCGACUUCGAAGACGAGUUGUCCAGCGAAGAGGAGAAGACAGGAGGAGGAGAGAGGAAAAAGCACCGACACAUUCACAACGUGUUGGAGAGGAGGCGUCGGGGGAGGAUGCUGCAUUUGUUUCAGGGUCUGAGGAGGGAGGUGGGACUGAACUACAACAAGACCUCCAAGAUCUCCACCCUGAACAAGGCGGUGCAGCUGAUCCAGGAGCUGAGGACCACUGAGUCUGAUCUGCAGAAGAAGAAGAGGAGGCUGAUGAAGAGGAGGGAGGAGUACCUCUCCACCCUGGUUCCACCUACAGAUAAGAGCAGAGAGUCCGGGACCGGGACUCUGACCAGACCCGGUCUGGUGGUGGUGGAUCUGUCGGACCAGACGGACGAGCUGACGGAAAACUCGUCUGACGAGGACAGAGCGGACAGGACAGACACUGUGGAGGAGGGGAAGGCUCGGAACGUUGCCAUGGAGACGGUGGAGAACAGUCAGCUGGAUGUGGCUGAGUGGAUGAUGAAAAACUCAGAAGCUCAGAACGUCACAGCCGCCUUCAGAGCUCUCCGUUCAGCCAUGAACAGCAACAGCUCUUCGAAGAGCUUCCUGUUACAACAGGCUCGUCAUCAGAUCCAGACUCUGCAGACUGAGAUGCAAAGACUGAGGUCUGUGAAGAUCCUUCUGAACCAGCAGAGAAACUCCUACAUCAGACGCAUCUCCCAAAGAUCAGGUAAAAGUGAGCAGACAGUCCUGAGGAAGCUGCAGUACCUGUCGUCCAAACAGAAGAUGAUGGAGGAGCAGGAGAGACACCGAGCAGCUAACGCAGGGGGCGGGGCCUCUGAUCCUCCAACAGGAGACGCUUCUGAUGACGACAUCAUAAUCAUGUCUACCUACUCGCAGCAGCAGACUCCACAAGCUCCUCCCACUCUUGUUUCCGCCCCACCCACCAUCACACCUGUCCAGAUGUCUCAGAGGACCCUGCAGGUGUCCAAGCCCAUCCUGGCUUCUCCUGCUGUAUCCCAGAAUGCACCUGUUGUGAGGGACCGGCCGAGGACGAUCCCUAACAUCCUGUCCCGCAGUAAAAAUCCAGCUCCAUCGUCUCUGCUCAAAAAGACUGUGGAGGGCGAAGCAACGUCCGUUCAGUCUCUCGUACCGACUCUGUCUCUGGUUGCCCGCUGA
Messenger RNA from Seriola dumerili (greater amberjack), 6791 nucleotides. It is a transcript of the gene mgaa, whose product is annotated as MGA, MAX dimerization protein. NCBI's taxonomy places the organism in Eukaryota, Metazoa, Chordata, Actinopteri, Carangiformes, Carangidae. Gene Ontology annotation, cellular component: nucleus. Gene Ontology annotation, biological process: regulation of transcription by RNA polymerase II; cell fate specification; positive regulation of DNA-templated transcription. The transcript has 27 exons. Gene Ontology annotation, molecular function: DNA-binding transcription factor activity, RNA polymerase II-specific; protein dimerization activity; RNA polymerase II cis-regulatory region sequence-specific DNA binding. Bases 303 to 6791 code for a protein of 2162 amino acids. The record is from RefSeq and is a predicted model, not a curated record.